CUUUGAGCGUUCAAAGUUCUUUCUUCUGGUUCUUGAGACAUUUUGUCUUCUUCAACAUGGUUAAGGUUUCAGUUUCUCUUCACAUUUCUGUGAUGGGUUAUUGCAGAAAACCAGGUUCCUUGUAAUGCUUCUCCUUUUCGGCUCUCUUUCUUGAGAGAGAAAGCCUUUCAAAGUUCUUUUCUUUAUUUGGUGCUGGUUAGUUAAGUUUCAACAGUAGAACACAGUAUUGAAGCUCGCUUGAGAAUCCAUUUCAGUGAUAUCGACCUUGCGUAGCUCUGUGUUUUUUUUAACUUCCUUUGCUUGGUUUUUGAAUCAAGGCUUCUAGGGGACAUGGAAAACGUUUUAAAGUUUGAUCUUUGGUGCAGAUUUUGUGAGCCAUUGUUGUUUUUAACUUCACCAGCUUGAUCAUCAUCAGCUGGAGAAAAAAAACACCCCGAAAUCCACUAAAAUAUCAUCCAUUUGGCCUUUACUUGAGGCUGUUUCAAUUCAAAAGCCCUCAUUUUAGCUUAUUAUUUCUCCUUUUCUUUCAAUUUUUGUUUCGUAUAUACCAUACUAAAGGACGGACUUUACUAAGAAACAAACAAUCUUUGGUUUCUGAAACCAAAUCCUCCAGAACAAGCAGCUUUUUCAUCACUCAGCUCGCAGCUCUUCACUUUUUCAUAUAUAGAGGUCGAUUGGUUCUUGGAUUCUGGGUUUUUUAACAAGAAAUGGCUAUGGCGGUGGCCCAACACAGGAUGAGUACCAGCGGUAGCAGCAUCAACAAACAUUUUGAUGCUGCAGGCAAGUAUGUUAGGUACACAGCUGAGCAAGUUGAAGCCUUGGAACGAGUUUAUGCUGAGUGCCCCAAACCAAGUUCCUUGCGUAGGCAGCAGUUGAUAAGGGAGUGCCCCAUUCUUUCCAACAUUGAACCUAAACAGAUCAAAGUUUGGUUUCAAAAUCGCAGAUGUAGAGAUAAACAAAGGAAAGAGUCUUCAAGGCUGCAAACUGUAAAUAGAAAAUUAUCAGCUAUGAACAAACUGUUGAUGGAGGAGAAUGAUCGGUUGCAAAAUCAGGUUUCUCAUCUGGUUUGCGAGAAUGGUUAUAUGAAGCAGCAACUGCAUACUGUAAAUGCAUCAGCAACUGAUGCAAGUUGCGACUCUGCGGUUACCAUUCCUCAGCAUUCACUCAGAGAUGCCAAUAACCCUUCUGGCCUCCUCUCCAUUGCAGAGGAGACAUUGGCAGAGUUCCUUUCCAAGGCUACAGGAACUGCUGUCGAUUGGGUCCAGAUGCCUGGGAUGAAGCCUGGUCCGGAUUCAGUUGGGAUUUUUGCCAUUUCCCAAAGUUGUAGGGGAGUGGCAGCUCGAGCCUGCGGUCUUGUAAGUCUAGAACCUACAAAGAUUGCAGAGAUCCUUAAAGAUCGUACAUCUUGGUUCCGUGGGUGCCGGAACCUUGAAGUUUUCACCAUGUUUCCAACUGGCAAUGGUGGAACGAUUGAGCUUGUAUACACACAGUUGUUUGCUCCAACUACACUGGCUCCUGCAAGGGACUUUUGGACUCUAAGAUACACUACAUCAUUAGAGAAUGGCAGUCUCGUGGUCUGUGAGAGGUCCCUUUCCGGUUCUGGUGCUGGUCCGAGUGCAGUUGCUGCAGCUCAAUUUGUGAGAGCGGAAAUGCUUCCUAGUGGCUAUUUAAUUAGGCCAUGUGAUGGUGGAGGGUCCAUAAUCCAUAUUGUUGACCACCUGAAUCUCGAGGCAUGGAGUGUGCCAGAGGUGCUGCGUCCACUUUAUGAAUCCUCAAAAGUAAUUGCUCAGAAAAUGACAAUUGCUGCACUGCGCUAUGCCAAGCAAAUUGCUCAGGAGACAAGUGGUGAGGUUGUUUACAGUAUGGGCAGGCAGCCGGCUGUCUUACAAACUUUUAGCCAAAGAUUAAGCAGAGGCUUUAACGACGCUAUAAAUGGAUUCAAUGAUGAUGGGUGGUAUAUGAAUUGUGAUGGUACUGAGGAUGUGAUAAUUGCAAUUAAUUCAAGCAAGACUUUGAGCAGCUCUUCAAAUCCCACCAAUGCUCUUUCGUUCAUGGGGGGUGUCCUGUGUGCAAAGGCGUCUAUGCUGCUUCAAAAUGUUCCACCUGCUGUGCUAGUGCGUUUCCUGAGAGAGCACCGCUCGGAGUGGGCUGAUUUCAAUGUUGAUGCAUAUAUUGCCGCGUCAUUGAAGUCUGGAACAUAUGCUUAUCCUGGAAUGAGACCUACAAGGUUUACGGGUAGUCAAAUAAUCAUGCCACUUGGCCACACGAUAGAACAUGAAGAGAUACUAGAAGUUAUAAGACUCGAAGGUCAUUCUCUUGUGCAAGAAGAUGCCUUUGUUUCAAGGGAUAUUCAUUUAUUGCAGAUAUGCAGUGGAAUUGAUGAGAAUGCCGUGGGAGCCUGUUCGGAGCUUGUCUUUGCUCCUAUUGAUGAGAUGUUCCCCGAUGAUGCUCCCUUAGUACCUUCUGGAUUCCGCAUCAUUCCGUUGGAGUCAAAACCGUGUGAUGCACAGAUUUUAACAAUGAAUCGGACUUUGGAUCUGACUUCAAGUCUCGAAGUGGGGCCUCCAACGAACAAUGCUUCAGGAGAUGCACUGUCAUGUCAGAAUACACGAUCGGUGUUGACAAUUGCCUUCCAGUUUCCCUUUGAUGGCACUCUUCAGGAUAAUGUUGCGACCAUGGCACGACAGUAUGUCCGUAACGUCAUUUCUUCUAUCCAGAGGGUUGCAAUGGCCAUAUCUCCAUCUGGAUUGAACCCGGCUGGAGGUCCGGUGCUCACUCCAGGCUCUCCUGAAGCACUUACACUAGCUCACUGGAUCUGCAAGAGCUACAGUUAUCAUAUAGGGGCAGAAUUGUUGAGAUCUGAAUCACUUGGCGGUGACUCAAUCUUGAAGAAUCUCUGGCAACAUCAGGAUGCAAUGUUGUGUUGUUCGUUGAAGUCACCACCGGUUUUCAUCUUCGCAAAUCAAGCCGGUCUCGACAUGCUCGAGACAACUCUAGUGUCCCUACAAGACAUCACACUCGAUAAAAUAUUCGACGAGUCUGGACACAAGACAUUGUGCACUGAUUUUGCCAAGUUGAUGCAGCAGGGAUUUUCUUUUCCCUGCGGGAUCUGCAUGUCGACGACGGGACGCCAUAUUUCGUACGAACAAGCUGUUGCGUGGAAAGUCGUUGAAGCCGAUGAAAGCACCGUACAUUGCUUGGCCUUCUGUUUUGUAAACUGGUCUUUUGUGUGAAACAUUUUAGUAUUUGUUCAACAUCCAGUUUUUCCCAUGGCUGACUGG
This is a messenger RNA of Hibiscus syriacus, 3281 nucleotides long. Its product is annotated as homeobox-leucine zipper protein REVOLUTA-like. Gene Ontology annotation, molecular function: DNA-binding transcription factor activity; lipid binding; DNA binding. The record is from RefSeq and is a predicted model, not a curated record. NCBI's taxonomy places the organism in Eukaryota, Viridiplantae, Streptophyta, Magnoliopsida, Malvales, Malvaceae.